Neurospora tetraspora is the source of this 1479-nucleotide messenger RNA. RefSeq lists its product as uncharacterized. NCBI's taxonomy places the organism in Eukaryota, Fungi, Ascomycota, Sordariomycetes, Sordariales, Sordariaceae. The record is from RefSeq and is a predicted model, not a curated record. The transcript has 2 exons. The coding region runs from base 165 to 1301 and encodes 378 amino acids.
GGGUUUCCCUCUGGAUUCCCUUUCUUCGAUGAAGUGAUCCCUAUGAAUCCAGUCCUAUAAGCUUCGUGGAUUUGGGGUUGGUUGCUCGCCGGCCGUCGUACCGAUCCGAACAAAACUCAACUUUCUUCCACAAGUGGUCAACAUCUGUUAGUCAUCUCCCAACGAUGAAAUCACCAACAAAAGUAGCUCGAGGGCUCAGCGCAGAUCCUCAACCUGCCCGCGUUACAAAGGCUCCCACGCCCAACCUCGUCCGAGAGGUGCUCGCGCGCGCCGACAACACCAACACUAACACGGUGAGCCCUGAGCUCUGCGGCUUCCUGGAGGGUACCUCGGCGUACAAGUGCCUGGCCGGGUACACGUGCAAGUUCAACACGGAUCUGAACGUGGUCGGGUGCUGCGAGGGGGACGAUUGUCUAUGGCAGACAUCAUGUUGCGACUACAACCCCGGUCCUGAGACCGCAACUUGGAGCACCUUUACGUCAGAAUGUGGCGGCCUUAACUUCGACCAAGUGGGAUACUGUGGUGAAGAUACACCGUUUUGCGGAACGCGCCGCUUCGAGAAUGGCAUGACGAAGUACUACUGCACGGCGGAUAAAGAGAUCUUGACAGACUAUGUCAACUUUACGUCGGCUGGAGAAACGACGGCCCAACUUGGACUCCCUCGAUUAACAGGCAAAAACGGUCCUGCCCCGGCGACCAUAUCCUCCUUUUCCACAAGCGGAUCACUCAUUGGCGAGACAGUCACGGUGCGAGUGACGGAAACAGCAUCAGCAUCAGCAUCGGCAGGCAGCGGUAGCAGCACCCCAAGUGCCGGCGUGAUCGCGGGAAGCGUGGUUGGCGGCGCUGUAUUCGGGGCCUUGAUGACCCUUCUCGCCGUGCUCUUGACAGGGUACUUUAGGAAGCGAGGCCAUCUCAAGGGCAUGGAGCCGGUUCCUACCGCUCAACCCUCGGAGCUGCGGCCGCCAUCAAAUGGCAGAGCAGCCACUCCGGUCCCGGGCAGCAUGCCAAUCAUGGCGCCGAUGCCCUAUCAUCCAUCACCCCUGAGCGCUCCCGGUUCACCACCACCCCCUAAUGGACCGAAGGACAACAGCUAUGUGCAGUAUUACGAUCCUGCCCUCAGCACUACGUCCUCGCCGCCGCCCCCGUCAGCGAUAUCCUAUGCGCCGCAACCACUACUAUAUAACCCGUCGAUUGCCUACGGACAACAGCCCUAUGCGCAGCUGUCACAUCCGCAACUGUCACAGCCGCUGAUGGGCACUCAUGAAGCGGAUUCGUGCAACAUGAGUCCCCAUCCCAGAUAAUGAGCUUUCUGAUCAUGCCAGGUGACAGCGAAAGGAUCAACUACAGGGGACCAUAUUUGUCUACUUCAUACUUGGCAGGCUUACGAUUGGAUAUAGACAGCCUCCUCCAACCUUUGUGCUGGUUGGGGCGGUAUGAUAAGACCGGCGUUUGACUUUAUGUAUUGGGAUUUGGAUACCC